AUGUCACCUGCAGAAGAAGAGAGGAGCUUACCUCUUCCAGAGAGAUGGCCCCGAGCCAGCAAAUUCGCUCUGUCAGCCUGUGCAGCGGCUGUGGCAGAACUAGUGACAUUUCCCCUGGAUCUCACGAAAACCCGGCUGCAGAUCCAAGGUGAAGCUGUGGCCGGGCCGGCGGUCCCGUACCGCGGGAUGCUGCGCACGGCGGCUGGAAUCGCGCAAGAGGAGGGGGUAUGGAAGCUCUGGCAAGGAGCCACACCGGCCGUCUACCGCCACAUAGUAUACACUGGUGUUCGGAUGGUUACUUACGAACAUCUCCGUGACUCCAUGCUUGGCAGGGCAGAGGGUGAAAGCUUUCCUCUCUGGAAAGCUGUGGUUGGAGGCGUAUCUGCGGGUGCCAUUGGACAGUUUUUUGCCAGCCCAACUGAUCUGGUGAAGGUGCAGAUGCAGAUGGAGGGGAAAAGGAAGUUGGAAGGAAAGCCGCUACGGUUUCGGGGCGUGCACCACGCAUUUCUGAAGAUCCUGUCUGAAGGAGGAGUAAGGGGACUUUGGGCUGGAUGGGUACCAAAUGUCCAGAGAGCUGCUCUGGUGAAUAUGGGAGAUCUGACCACUUAUGACACAGUGAAACACUUCUUGCUUCUGAACACGACGCUUGUGGACAAUAGUGUGACUCACAGUGUCAGCAGUGCCUGCUCUGGGCUGGCAGCAGCUGUUCUGGGAACUCCUGCUGACGUGGUCAAAACCCGGAUAAUGAACCAGCCAAGAGAUAAGCAGGGAAGAGGUCUGCUCUAUAAAUCUUCCAUGGACUGCUUGAUUCAAACUGUCCAGGGUGAAGGGUUUAUGUCUCUGUACAAAGGCUUUAUACCAACCUGGAUGCGAAUGGCACCCUGGUCACUGGUAUUCUGGCUUACAUAUGAACAAAUCAGAAGGCUGUGUGGAGUUACUUCUUUUUAA
This is a messenger RNA of Camarhynchus parvulus, 948 nucleotides long. It is a transcript of the gene SLC25A27, whose product is annotated as solute carrier family 25 member 27. Gene Ontology annotation, biological process: response to cold; mitochondrial transport. Lineage: Eukaryota; Metazoa; Chordata; Aves; Passeriformes; Thraupidae. Bases 1 to 948 code for a protein of 315 amino acids. The transcript is spliced from 9 exons. The record is from RefSeq and is a predicted model, not a curated record. Gene Ontology annotation, cellular component: mitochondrial membrane.